CAGACACACACACAGACACACACACAGACAUACACACAGACACACACACAAACCAAGACAUACACACAGACAUACACGCAGACACACACACAGACAUACACACAGACACACACACAGACACACACACAAACCAAGACAUACACACAGACAUACACACAGACACACACACAGACAUACACACAGACACACACACAGACACACACACAGACACACACACAAACCAAGACAUACACACAGACAUACACACAGACACACACACAGACAUACACACAGACACACACACAAACCAAGACAUACACACAGACAUACACACAGACACACACACAGACACACACACAGACACUUUUAUCUGUGACUAAAUAAAACGUUUUUUUUUAAAUUACUGAAAACUUUCUGAAUACAAAGACUUUUAUUUUGAAACUAAAGUUAGACCCCCCCCCCCUCUCCUCCCCCUUCAUCCCUUCAUUCAUCUCUCUCUCUCCUUCACUCACUCACUUGGUUCCCGCUGUAUCUGCUGCUGCAUCAUCAUGAGUCCCGGGUCCCGGAGCCGGUUCUGGUUCUGCUGGUUUCUGCUGAGCCUGAGUCUGAACCUGAACCUGAACCUGAACCUGAGCUCAGCUCUGGAUCUUCAGGACCUGUUCGAGUUCGGCAUAGAAGCCGGAGACAAGGAGCUUCAUCCCGGGGAGGAUUCAACCGCCGAGCUGCGUCUCAACGGAUCGCUGUUCUUCUUCAGCGACCAGCACCAGCGGGUCUACAUUAACACUAAUGGAUUUGUGUCGGUGGUCAAACCUGCGGCAGAGACCGAGUACCUGGGGAAGAUGCCGGCCAAGUUCCAAAUGAUGGCAGCGUUGCUGGGAGACCUGGACCACAGCGAUGGACAGGGGAGCGUCUUCUACAGGCUGGACAGCAGCGAGGACGCUCUGAGCCGAGCCAGCGGACACAUCGCUCAAGCUUUCCCCAGAGACAACAAAGCAAAGCCGCACAGUGUCCUCGUGGUCACAUGGGUCAACAUGACCGCUCAGGGUUCACCUGGACCAGACGCUAAGAAAAACACCUUCCAGCUGGUCGUGGUCCUCAUGGAGUCGUCCUCCUGCGCCAUUCUCCUGUAUCCCACAGACGGCCUGCAGUUCCUCUACACAUCCAUUGGGGGUGAUAGGAAGCUCCUAGAAGCUGGAUUCAAUCAAGGUCUAGUGAACAGCUGGUUUAAUCCCAAGGGGACAUACUUCCAGACCACCACCGACAAAGAGGCCUCCGUCAGGGAACUUACCAAGAAGACAAACUCUGGUCGAAAAGGAGUCUGGGUGUAUGAGAUUGGUCCCUCAGGGUAUUUAACCACCAUUAUACCAGGAAUUGUUCUGGAGGAGGAGAAGGGUACUACUGAAUCUCCUAUGACAAUGUUGCCAAGGCAACCUGAAGAGACUGACUUCACAACUUACCAAAUGCCAGAAGAAACUGAGACUCCCAAUAAGGACCAAACUGAUAACCCAGAAGACGAGACCAUCUCAUCUGGGAAUGGCAGACCAGAGACAGAGGAUGAACUGGACCAGUUUGUGACAGAAUUCCCAGGAUUCAAGACUGUCAAACCAACAUACAGCAACACAGAAACGGUUCGCCCAAGUUACUCAGACCAAACUGAGUUGACAGACCCUUAUGCAACUGAGACUAAAGUCCCCACAUUUGAGGCGCCGUACACCAGCCCUGAUCCCAGUAAACAAGAAUAUCCCCGAGUCCAGACAGGGUACCCUGAUCCUGUUCUGACCCAACCACAAUACACCAGUCCUGAACCCACUGAACCUGAAUACUCCACAGUCAAGCUGGGGUACCCUGAUCCUGAUACGGUCCAACCACAAUACACCAGUCCUGAACCCAGUGAACCUGAAUACUCCACAGUCAAGCCAUGGUACCCUGACUCGGAUCCUGUCCAACCACGACACAUCAACCCUGAACCAGCCCGACCAGUGCCACCUCAUUCCCAUCCCUAUCACCCCCAGAUCAUCGUGGUGGAUGAAGAUGAAGAUCUGGACGUAAACGUAUUUGCGUACAAUUCGGAGACGUGUGUCCACAACAGGCACAAGUGCUCCGCCUUCGCAGACUGUCAGGAUUACAGCUACGGAUACUGCUGCCACUGUCGGCCCGGUUACUAUGGUAACGGGAAGGACUGUGUUCCAGACGGCAAACCUCAGAGGAUGAACGGGAAGGUGAACGGUCGCAUGUUUGUAGGCGGGACUCCGGUGGAGCUCAGCAACAACGACCUUCACUCGUAUGUGGUGAUCAACGACGGACGCGCCUACGUGGCCAUCAGUAACAUCCCCAAGAGUGUGGGACCAUCGCUGCAACCUCUGUCCUCACUGGGCGGAGUCAUCGGCUGGGCCUUCGCCCUGGAGCAGCCUGAGUCAGAGAACGGCUUCAGUCUCAUUGGUGCCGUGUUUUCGCGACAGGCUGAUGUUAUCUUUCAGCCCGGGAACGAACGUCUGAGUAUCAGGCAGAAGUUUGAAGGAAUCGACGAACACGACCACCUGGUGGUGAGCACGGAGCUGGAUGGAAGCCUACCCGCCCUACCGCUGGGGUCGUCAGUCCAGAUCGACCCGUACAAAGAGAUCUACCACUACGACCGGAACUUGAUCACCUCCUCCUCCAACCGCGACUACUCCGUCACUUUCCCCGACGGCACCGUCGAGGCCAGAACCUACCAGUGGCGCCAGACCAUCACCUUCCAGACCUGCCCACACAAUGAGGCCACCAGGGCGGCGCUGUCCACCCAGCAGCUCAGCGUGGACCAGAUCUUUGCGUGGUUCGACGAGCAGAACGAGCUGAUCCGCUACGCCAUGACUAAUAAGAUCGGCCAAAUCCACAGUGGCGCUCCGGAGCAGAAUCCGUGUUUCACAGGUCGUCACGGCUGCGACAUAAACGCCGCAUGCAGGUCAGGUGACGGACUGGACUUCACCUGUGUGUGUAUGAGCGGCUUCACUGGAGACGGACGCUAUUGUCAUGAGGAAGUUCGUGCGGUCGAUCACUGUCAGACAGGAAGUCACGACUGCGACGUUCCUGAGAGAGCGGCCUGCACCUACAGUGGAGGCUCCGCCUACUCCUGCUCCUGUCUGCCGGGCUUUGAGGGCGACGGACGGGUUUGUCGAGACAAAGACGAGUGUCGUCACGGUCCAUGUCACCGCGACGCCUUCUGCUCCAACACGCCGGGCUCCUACGUCUGCCGCUGCCACCCUGGUUUCCAUGGCGACGGACUCCAGUGCAGCCCCAUGUCCACAGAGCGAGAGAAGACGCUGUGUGAGCGUCAGAGAGACUCCGCCUCUGCCUCCGCCUCAGCCUCCACCUCCCGCUUCUUUUCCUUCUUCCGUCCUCAGCCGGCCAUCUCUCAGUACAUCCCACAGUGUGACGAACACGGCUCCUUUGAGUCCACACAGUGUCACAGCAGCAUCCAGCAGUGCUGGUGUGUGGACGCUAACGGUCAGGAGAUCCCGAACACCCGGACCGGACCGGGCAGCACGCCUCUGUGUAUUGACCAGGCCGUGACUCCGCCCCCUGUGGGACCGACCCCCCGGCCUGACGUCCACCCUGUCGCCCCAGGAAGUGCCCUGCUGUUUGCUCAGAGCGGGAAAAUCGAACACGUUCCUUUGGACGGAUACGACAUGAAGAAGGACGAGGCCAAAGCUCUGCUGCACAUUCCUGACCGUGUGGUCAUCGCUGUGGCCUACGACUGUGUGGAGAAGAUGGUUUACUGGACGGACAUCACCGGGCCGUCCAUCAGUAAAGCCAGUCUGAGCGGAGGAGACGUCCUUCCUGUCAUCACUAAAGAGCUGCAGAGUCCAGAAGGCCUCGCCCUGGACCCAGUGUCCCGCCUCCUCUUCUGGACAGACUCCAUGCGGGACACGGUGGAGGUGUCCAGGCUGGACGGCAGCCACCGCCGCGUCCUGUUCCACAGCGACCUGGUCAACCCUCGACCCAUCGUCGCUGACCCGGCAUACGGGCGGAUCUACUGGGCGGACUGGGACAGGGACGGACCCAAAAUCGAGAUGUCCAACAUGGACGGGACAGAGCGGACGAUCCUGGUGAAGGACAACCUGGGCCUUCCCAACGGCCUGACCUUUGACCUCGACACCCAACAGCUGUGCUGGGCCGACGCAGGAACUCGUGUGGUUGAGUGUUUUGAUCUCCACCAGCGGCAGAGGAGGCGGAUCCUCGACGGGAUCCAGUACCCGUUUGGUCUCGUUUCCUUUGGAAGGAAACUUUACUACACUGACUGGAGGAGGGAGGCCGUGGUCGCCGUAGACCGUAGCUCAGAGACGGAGACAGAAGAGUUCCUGCCACAGAAACGCUCCCGUCUGUACGGAAUCGCCACGGCAACCACACACUGUCCACAAGUUUAUAAUUACUGCGCAGACGCCGGCUGUUCUCACCUGUGUCUGCCCAGACACGGUGGCUUCACCUGCCGCUGCCCCGACGCCGUCGCCGCCAACGACCGAUGCGAAGAGAGAAACCCGUGAGACCACAAGAAAAAUUGAAAAAAAACACGUAACUGAAUCUGCGUUUUUGUUACUUUUCUUACUCGAACUGAACGUUUUUACAAUGAACGCUGGUCAGACCUCACACUGUUUAUGACGUCAUGGUGAUGUCGUCUUGGCGUCAUUGUGAUGUCUUUGUGACUUCGUCGUGAUGUCACAUAUCAGGUCACGUGUUCAGUGCGUGUACGUAAUCUUUAAAUUUUUUGAUUUAGAUAUUUUUGUAUUGUCAGUUAUGUUUUUAUAACGUUAAAAACGUUUGUCUAUCAAUAUCACUGAAGUUACCUCCCAAAAUCUUCCCAAUUUUUUUUUUUUUACAAUUUUUUGCAAUUCUUACAAACUUUCUUCAAUAAUUAAAUUUUUUGUUUUAACAUAUAUUUUUGUUCACAUUUUUACAAAACUUACAAAAAAUUACAAAUUUUGUUACAAAAACACUGAACAUAAAAAAACGACCUCCAGUAGGCGGAGCUUUGACCAGAGGGCUGAUGGGAGGGAAUACUAGCAUUUCCACAGUGACUGACGCGAGCUUGAAGGCUUGUUCAUAAAGUAGAAAAGGUCGGAGCGUAAUCUUUCAAAUUUUUGUAACGUUAAAAACUUUUGUCAUGAAAGUUAUAAAAAAAGUCACUGAUCCAUGUUAAGUUUAGCUUAAACAUUAUCUCUAUAAACAAAAAGAGGCGGAGCCUUCUUCCGUACUCGAUGUUAACGUGAUGAUUUUAAUUUUUUUUUACAAAAUGUUGAUGUUACAAAAACACAAUGAACGAAAAAACAAAAAAAACAUGAAUUUUACCAAAAAGAACUUGAGAUUUGGGGGCGGAGCUUUAACAGGAAGUGGAUACAGUGGGCUGUAUUUUUACCUGCGUCACGUCAGCUGACCUGCGGUGCUUUAAACAUGUGAUGUCACAGGUCACGUGUGUGAUCUGAUUGGCUGAGACACUUUUGUAUCCAAAUACAUAUAAAAUCAAACACUAAUGAAGUUUUUCACUUAAAUUAUUCUAUAUUUUAAUUUUACACAAGUUUUCUUUUUUCCUUUCACAAAACUGAUAUUUGACUAAAAAAGUGUUUUUUUUAUUGUUUUGUUUGUAUUUUUUAUAUGAACUUGUAAAUAAUUACCUGAUAUUCUCUGAUUUUAUUUUUUUUAUGGUGCUGAUGUUCACCUCACAUUAACUAAUGAUGUUGAUGGUCUGGUUUCAGGAUUAAUUUGUUAAUUAAAUACCAAAGAAAAAACAGUUUGGACACAAAACACGUUAUUAAAGGUCUGUAACUGUAAGAAAUACAGAAGUUAAUUUCUUUUUCAAUUUCCAAUAAUUUUCCAAAUUUUUUCCUGACAAUUAUCUGGAUGUUUAUUAUAUUAAACAGAUUUUAGUCACUUAAUAAAAAGCACUCUACAUCAGUUUAAGUCUCUGAUAUCUUCGUCACAUCUCACUGUUAAACUGAAGUUUGUAAAUCACUCACUCUCACACACCAAACCUCAUAGAGAAAAUCAGUGAUUUUAACAUCACACACAGGAGUUGUUGAUCCACUGCUGCCUCCGUCACUAAGUUCAAAUGUCUUAUUUUGUCACUUAAGUGUUUGAAAUCCUUUGUUCAGAUUGACCUCAGAAACACAAAGUGACCACACGAGGCAGUAGAGGACCAGCAACUCCUGUGUCCACGCCAGCUAAAAUCACUGGUUUAUAAACGUCAGUUUCCUGUUGGAAAAGUCUGUCUAACAGUGAGAUAAAGACGUGAUCAUGUGACGUAGAUAUCGUAGAAACUUAAACUGAUGUAGAUUUUAUUACAGGAGUUUUUCAUUAAAUGGCUAAAAUCAGUUUUUUAUCCUUGUGUCUCUGCUGGCAGCCAGGGGGCGCUCUCAGCUUCGUCAGCACUGUGUCAGUAUCUAAUAUGACCACUUAAAAAGUCACUUGUUUUUAAAGCAUUUACCUUGUUGUGGUCUCUGAAAGUGCUGAGUCAUGCAUGGGGGGGGGGGGGUGGCGGCCAUCUUAGCUCGCAUCACAAACCUUUAACCAUUUCAUUGUUUUAAAAACAGAAGAUUUAAACUUAGCUCAGGUUUGUUUUUUCAUGAAAAUCUUUCAGGGAGGAAAAUCAUUUUUAAAUCACUUGUGAAGAAAUAAAUAUUCACCCAUUCACCUGCGCCUCCUGUCCUGUGGGGGCAGUAGUGAGUUAUGUUGUGCAGUUCUGGACAUGUUUACUUACCCUCGUUAACCACCUGUACAGCCUCAAUAAAACAUUUUAACAAA
Messenger RNA from Solea solea (common sole), 6750 nucleotides. RefSeq names its product nidogen-1-like. The transcript has 19 exons. Gene Ontology annotation, biological process: cell-matrix adhesion. The record is from RefSeq and is a predicted model, not a curated record. Lineage: Eukaryota; Metazoa; Chordata; Actinopteri; Pleuronectiformes; Soleidae. Gene Ontology annotation, molecular function: calcium ion binding. Bases 528 to 4499 code for a protein of 1323 amino acids.